AUGCGUCGUGUAAAGAAAUCCCGCAACGGCUGUGCCCGAUGCAAGAGCAAACGGGUCAAAUGCGGGGAAGAGAAACCGCACUGUAAUCGAUGUACUCGCCUGGGCGUGAAAUGUCCCGGCUACGUCCAGAAUCUGCGCUGGGUGACGAAAUAUACCCCGGGCCCAACUGGCGAGGACGAGAGCAUCUCCCAGCAGGACAAACAGGACGAGGCCUCGUCGCGAUCCGACCAGUCUCCCAGCCUCAGAUCGCUGGGUCUCGCCGAUAUCCUGACCGAUUCCCCGCUUCUGGUGGAUGGCGGUGAUGUCAGUCUCAAUGCCGGCAGCACCCCGACGCCGCAAGGGCUCGAAGUAGACGAGACAAAUGCCCUCCGCGACAAUCUCUGGGACUUGCAACAAUCGAACUCACUUCCUGAACUGACAGAUCUGUGUCCUCCGUCGCCGAACUCGACGUCGACGGUGCCGGGAGCUCAGCAGGGUAGCUCGCUGUUCGAUUUCGAAUUCGUCAACCUGACCGACAAUCCGCUGGACUUGUUUUCUUUGGCCGCACCGGCACUCCAGAAUCAAGUGCACAGCUUUCCGGGCUUCGACCCUUCUGCUAUCGUCCGCAAGUACCCUCCUACGGGACCUAGUGCCCCUCAGCGAGACUUCCUGUCCAUUCCCCAACCCUUGAACAACCCAUCUUGGACGCUCAUCGAGUACUACUUUAAGGAAGUGGCGGCAUUGUUCUCCAGCUAUGACAGUCAGAUGAACCCCUUCCGCAGCACGGUGUCCCGCCUCUGGGGCUCCUCGCUGGCCAUGUGUAAGACGAUGCAGAGCAUGGCCGCCGCCACGCUGGUUCACGACUUUCCCCAGUUCGGUCCCAUGGGCCGCCGGUUGCGCAACGAGGCCGUCGAUAUCAUCACCAAAGACGCCGCCAUGGACGACAAGUCCCUGCUGGCUCUGUUGAUGCUCGGCCAGACCGCCAGCUGGCACGAUCCCAAAGACCUUGGGAUCUCGUUCUUCAACCUGCUGCGGAACCACCUCGACACUAAGCCGUUAAAGGACUCGAGUGCCCACCACGGCAAUAACCACCAGUUCUUCGAAGAAGCCCUGGUCUACUGGGAAAUGCUCCUCUCGUUCGUCGCGGACGACGCCACGGUCCUGUCGGGAAACACGGCCGUGGACACGGGUGAAUCGCUUGUGCUGCAGCGCGUGCCGCAUCCGUGGACGGGCAUUGCGCGCGACACGCAGUUCACCGUGCAAGAAGUCGGACGGCUCGUCCGCUGCGAACGCAAGCGCAUCCGCCUACGGAUCUUCACCUCGCAUGCCGACAUCGCGCAGGCCCAGCUAGCCAUCGACAAGGCCCGAGAGCUCGAAGAACGCCUCCUGGGCCUCGCCCAUCCCGCCGAAACCGAAAUCGUCUGUCCCGGCGACGACGAAACCCCCGUCUGGCACCUCCUCACCAUGGCUGAAGUCUACCGCUGCACGGGGCUCAUGCAGCUCUAUCGAGCCUUUCCCGACCUUCUUCGCCGUCGUUUACCGGCCCAUCGACCCCCGUCUCGACCUUAUCCUACCAACGAACCACCACAUCAGCAACAGCAACAAUCCACGACACCAGCUCCCCAAGACCCCUUCCUCCCCGUCAACAACCCCGAUGUCGACACCGGUCCUGACGGCCCCAUCAACCCCCCCUGGUUCUACGACCCAUCCUACAUCCCCACAGACCCGAACCUCGAGCCCAACCCAAACCCCUCCACCUCCUCCCAACCCACCCCACAAGACACAAGCUACUACGACAACUGGCUCACCGAAUUCGCCCUGACCACGCUCUCCCGCCUCAAGACCAUCCCCCUAGAAUCCCGCACCCGAUGCCUCCAACCCUUCCUCCUCGUCGCCUCGAGCAGCGAACUCCGUCUCUCGCGUCCCCAAUCUGCCUCCGCUUCCUCCCCCUCCUCUGGGACAGCCGAGGAAGAUGACCCCUCCGCGCCCAAUAUCUCCUCGCAUGCCAUCGAGGUCUCCCGGACGCGACGCUUCGUGCUGGGCCGUCUGACUUCCUACUUGCAUGUUCUGCCGCCGAAGCCGAUUGGUGUGUGUCUGCAGUUGGUGCGCGAGGUGUGGAAGCGGAUGGAUGCCGGCGAGACGGGGGUGUAUUGGAUGGACGUGAUGAUUGAGAAGGGGUGGGAGACGACGAUGGGAUGA
Molecule: messenger RNA, 2178 nt
Organism: Aspergillus affinis
Lineage: Eukaryota; Fungi; Ascomycota; Eurotiomycetes; Eurotiales; Aspergillaceae
Exons: 2
Coding region: 1-2178 (725 amino acids)
Biological process (GO): positive regulation of transcription by RNA polymerase II
Cellular component (GO): nucleus
Molecular function (GO): zinc ion binding; transcription cis-regulatory region binding; DNA-binding transcription factor activity, RNA polymerase II-specific
Source: RefSeq, a predicted model, not a curated record